AUGGCAACCCACGUCCAAGUCAACCUCCCCGAACCCUUCGCCAGCAUCCCCCGCGAAUCCUUCCUCUUCGGCCCCUCCCCCAUCCAAGCCCUCCCGCGCAUCUCCUCCGCCCUAGGCGGCCAAGUCGCCAUCUACGCCAAGCGCGAAGACUGCAACUCGGGCCUCGCCUACGGCGGCAACAAGACCCGCAAGCUCGAAUACCUCGCCGCCGAAGCCCUGGCCCAGCGGUGCGACACCCUCGUCAGCAUCGGCGGCGUGCAGUCCAACCACACGCGCCAGGUCUCCGCCGUGGCCGCCAAGCUCGGCCUCCGCGCCGCCCUCGUGCAGGAGAAAUGGGUCGACUGGUCCGACCCGGCCUACGAGAAGGUCGGCAACCUGCAGCUCUCGCGCCUCAUGGGCGCCGAUGUGCGCCUCGACCCGUCCCCCUUCGGCAUCGAGCACAAGGACACCCUCCGCCGCUUGCGCGAGGAGCUGGCCGCCCAGGGACGGACGCCGUAUUACAUCCCCGCCGGGGCGUCGGACCAUCCGCUCGGCGGGCUCGGGUUCGCGCGCUGGGCUUUCGAGGUCGAGGCGCAGGAGGAGGCCCUCGGGGUGUUCUUCGACACGGUUGUCGUCUGCGCGGUGACGGGGUCUACGUUCGCUGGCAUGGUGGCCGGGUUCAAGCUCGCGCAGAAGACGUGCGGCUCCCGGCCUAGGAAGGUCGUGGGCAUCGAUGCCUCGGCGAAGGUGCGGCAGACUUUUGACCAGGUUUUGCGCAUCGCCCGCGCCACGGCCGUCAAGAUCGGCUUGGAGGAGGGGGAUAUCACCGAGGAGGACAUUGUGCUGGAUGGGCGCUAUCAUGGCGGUGUGUACGGCAUCCCGGACCAGGCGACCGUUGAUGCCAUCAAGUUUGGUGCCGCCACCGAGGGGUUCAUUACCGAUCCCGUCUACGAGGGGAAGAGUCUGGCCGGGAUGAUGGACAUGAUCCGCAAGGGGGAGAUUCCCGAGGGGAGCAACGUGCUUUACGCCCAUCUAGGCGGACAGCUUGCCCUCAAUGCCUACUCGGCUUUGGAGUAG
This is a messenger RNA of Sodiomyces alkalinus F11, 1056 nucleotides long. Its product is annotated as 1-aminocyclopropane-1-carboxylate deaminase. The transcript has a single exon. The record is from RefSeq and is a predicted model, not a curated record. Gene Ontology annotation, biological process: amine catabolic process. Gene Ontology annotation, molecular function: 1-aminocyclopropane-1-carboxylate deaminase activity; pyridoxal phosphate binding; D-cysteine desulfhydrase activity. The coding region runs from base 1 to 1056 and encodes 351 amino acids. Lineage: Eukaryota; Fungi; Ascomycota; Sordariomycetes; Glomerellales; Plectosphaerellaceae.